CUUCACUGUCUUCUAUACUCUCUCUUCCCUGCCUAUACUCUAACGAACAUUCUCCUUCUGCCCCCUUCUCUCUCUCCUUGACGACCGUCCAUCACUCUCCUUAAUCAUGAAAGCUGUAUUCCUCCUCUCUGUCGGCCUCGCUGCCGCCGCCGUAGUCCCCACCGUCCCCACCGAGGAGCGCGGCCUCAAGGUCGAUGCCCCCCAGGAGCGCGGCCUUCUUGACGGCCUCAUCGGCGGUAAGAACGACAACUCGGGCCUCCUCAACGAGCUCCUCGGCCAGACUGGCGGCGGCGGCCUUCUCGCCACCAUCGCCCCCACCCUCGAGCAGACUCUCCAGCAGAUUCUCGCUAUCCCCUCGAGCGUCGUCUCUCAGCUUGUCACCCUCCUCGAUGGUGUCAUCGCCAACAAUGGUCUUCCGAUCCCCAUCCCCGCGGGCCUCGCUGGCGCUCUUACCGACCCCGAGCUCACGGCUUUCCUCUACAACGCCCAGAACGCCCUCGCCGGUGUCCCCGCCAUCCCCAGUGGCCUCCUCUCCACCGCCAUCAGCACUGUCAAGCAGAUCGUUCCCGUUGCUGCCUCGACCAAGCGCUCGACCGAGCCCCGCUCCGACCCCAGCGUCGCCGGUGGCCUCUUGAACACCAUCGAGGCUGUCACCAAGAUCCUCGGCGGUCUUAACCCUGCGGCCAACGUUACCCAGGUCGUCGCCGACCUGAACCAGCUCCAGGCUGCCGUCAACGCCAUCCUUCCUCAGAUCCCCACCUCGCUCUCUGGUCUUGACACGACUAACAUUGCGGAUGCCCUUGGUGAACUCCUCAACAACCUCGCCACGUACCUCAACAAGCUCUCGGUUGCUUCCGACCCGCAGGUCCUCCUCGCCGGUCAGGGUCUCCUUACCACCCUCGCGACUGCCCUCACUGGCCUCGCAGGUAUCCCUGGCAUCAACAACGUCCUCAACAACCUGACUACCGGCGUCAACCUCGGCGGCACCAACACCCUUGCCAAGGUUCUUGCCCAGGUCGUUGCCUCUGUUCUUCAGCUUGUCCAGGGCCUCCUUAACGGCACCGGUCUCGGUGGUCUCCUCAGCCCCGUCGAGGGCAUCCUCAACUCUCUCCAGGGCCUCGGCGGUUCCGGUGCCACUGGUGCGCUCGGUGGUCUCCUCUCGGGCCUUCUCGGCGGUACCGCCAGCGGCGGACUCGGUGGCCUCACGUCUAUUCUUGGUGGCGCUACCGGUGGCGCUGGCGGUGUUGCCGGCGCUGUUGGAAGCCAGCUUGGCGGCCUCACCGGUUUGCUCGGAGGUGUUACUGGCGGUAACGGACUCGGCGCCAACGUUGGUGGUCUGCUCGGUUCGGGCACGGGCGGUGUUGGUGGCGCCGUCGGCGGCCUCACCGGCGGCGGCGUCGCUGGCGUUGGCGUCCCUCAGGUCGGCCAGGCUGCUAGCGGUCUUCUCGGCGGUCUCGGCCUCUAAGGACCCACUCACUCUAGAUGACUACUCUCUCUCCCCCGUGCCAACCCCGCUUCGGCAUUACCUUUUCUUUCAUGACCCCUCCCCUCCCCCCCUUCUGAAAUAGUUAAUGUGAU
Vanrija pseudolonga is the source of this 1578-nucleotide messenger RNA. RefSeq lists its product as uncharacterized. The transcript has 5 exons. The record is from RefSeq and is a predicted model, not a curated record. Bases 107 to 1465 code for a protein of 452 amino acids. Lineage: Eukaryota; Fungi; Basidiomycota; Tremellomycetes; Trichosporonales; Trichosporonaceae.